CCCCCAAGCUGGAAGUUUCUCUCCCGCUGCUUUUACACCCAAAACUGGUGGCUGGAGGACUCCCUGGCACAUCAGGCAGAGAUCCACGCUGCCUGCGCUCGCCCUGCCCGGGGUGAGAAGCCGCUGCUGUCCUGAGAGCUUUGCUUUUAACUAAAUCCCCUUUUAUCCCGCAGAAAGACAACCCCAAAUCCUCAGCACCCAUCAGAGCACUAAGCCCUCCCACGCCUGAGCCCAGGGAGUGACGGAUGCUCCUGUCCGGCGUGCCGGUAAUAAACAACCCAUGCCAAAUCCACCGCCGUCGGUGCCGGCUGGUACCCGGUGAAGGACUUUCCAUCCAAUCCCCCCCCACACUCCAGCUCCAAAGCUGCAAACGCAAUUAGCAGCAUCGCCUGGAAAACUUUGCUGGCUGCAGUUCGCCGAGAGAUGCUAAUCCCUCCAUCCGCCGCGGAGUCAGAUCCGGCGAACGCCCGUCGCUUGCUCAUCUUUUGUUCGGUACCCGGAAUGGUCCCUCUCGCCCCCCCUCUCACCCCUCCUUCCCUCCAGCAGAUGCAGCAGAUACGAUCAUCGGGGGGGGGGGAUAUAAAAAGCCGCCGGGACCAGCGGCCGAGCGGCAGACGCUCGCCGGGAGCGUGCGGGAGCGGGGGACGGAGGGUGUACGGUGGCAGCGGUCGGGCUCCCACCCUGAGCACAGGUCCUGCACGGUUUCUGAGCCCGCAGCCCCUCGCAUCCCUCGUGCGAGCCCAGCCUCGUACCCCCGGCCAGGAUGCCGAGCGCGGUGUGGAGCAUCCUGCCCGUGGUGCUGGGGCUCCUGCUCUGGCACCCCGCCGGCGCCAGCGGCCCGUGCUGGGAGAGCAGCAAGUGCCAGGACCUCAGCAGCGAGGCCAGCGUUUUGGCGUGUGCCGUGGCGUGCAGAGCCGACCUGUCGGCCGAGGCACCCGUCUACCCGGGGAACGGGCACCUCCAGCCCCUCUCCGAGAGCAUCCGCAAGUACGUCAUGAGCCAUUUUCGCUGGAACAAGUUCGGCCGGAGGAACAGCAGCAGCGGCGGCGGCAGUGGGGGGCACAAACGGGAGGAGACGGCGGGGGGCAACCCGCCGCCGGCAUCGCUGCCCGCCGUCCCGCCGUCCCGCCGCGAGGAAGAGGAGGGAACGGGGCUGGAGCGGGAGGAAGGCAAACGCUCCUACUCCAUGGAGCACUUUCGCUGGGGAAAGCCGGUGGGACGCAAGAGGAGACCCAUCAAGGUCUAUCCCAACGGGGUGGAGGAAGAGUCGGCCGAGAGCUACCCCUUGGAGUUCAGGCGGGAGCUGGCGCUCGGCGGCACCGGGGCACCGUCCGAGGAGGAAGAGGAGGAGGAGGAGGAAGGCCAGGAGGAGGAGAAGGCGGCCGGCGGUGCCUACCGCACGCGCCAUUUCGGCUGGCACGCGCCCUUGAAGGACAAGCGCUACGGGGGCUUCAUGACCUCGGAGCACAACCAGACCCCUCUAGUGACUCUUUUCAAAAAUGCCAUCAUCAAAAGCGCCUACAAGAAGGGGCAGUGACGGGCGAGAGCCCGAGGGGCAGCCCACCCCCUCCACCACCCCUCCCCGUAGCUUUAGUGUCCCGCUGGCAUGUGUUUCACUUAGAGAUCACUCGUUAUGUCAUUCUUAAUUAGUACUCCGAAGGGGUCCGCUCCCGGGUUUCACUGGGUGGGAAGAGGUUCGGGAUAAAGACAUCAACCGCUUUGCCGCACCCACUGGACACGCACAGGGAGCGGGGAUGAUGCCCAGUUUGGAGCACGCUGGAUGAUUUUCAUAUUUUCACUGAGCUGUACAAUACUGUAAAUGAUAGAUUAAAAGAAUUCUAAAAAAAAAAAUAACAACACAUUUUUU
Messenger RNA from Harpia harpyja (harpy eagle), 1867 nucleotides. It is a transcript of the gene POMC, whose product is annotated as proopiomelanocortin. The transcript has 3 exons. Gene Ontology annotation, molecular function: hormone activity. Gene Ontology annotation, cellular component: extracellular region. NCBI's taxonomy places the organism in Eukaryota, Metazoa, Chordata, Aves, Accipitriformes, Accipitridae. The record is from RefSeq and is a predicted model, not a curated record. Bases 764 to 1537 code for a protein of 257 amino acids.